Carassius auratus (goldfish) is the source of this 3497-nucleotide messenger RNA. Its product is annotated as growth/differentiation factor 6-A-like. Bases 69 to 1343 code for a protein of 424 amino acids. Gene Ontology annotation, molecular function: growth factor activity; cytokine activity. The transcript has 2 exons. Lineage: Eukaryota; Metazoa; Chordata; Actinopteri; Cypriniformes; Cyprinidae. The record is from RefSeq and is a predicted model, not a curated record. Gene Ontology annotation, biological process: BMP signaling pathway. Gene Ontology annotation, cellular component: extracellular region.
GCAAAGGGGAGUUUCCAAAGUCAUCAAGUCCAUCCAACUUUGCCAUUUUCGGCCAGAGACCACUGAAAAUGACUCCCAAGAAGACUGCCGCUCCCUUCCUAUGGUUCUCUUUUUGCUUUGGGAAUGUUCUUGAGGCAGUGGUGCUGGGAUCGGUUCAGUACCCCGAUAACGGGCUCCACUCACAUCUGGAUGCGCGCGGUCCUGCAGAAGCCAGCGCGAGCUCACGGAACGGCUCCACAUCUGUUCAUGUUCCAUCUUACAUGAUCUCUCUGUACAGGACUCUAUCGGAACUGGACCGACGCGCAAGCAACGGCAGCCAGACGCGCUCCAGGAGAUAUGCCAAUACAGUGACCAGCUUCAUGGACCUGGGACCAGAGGAGCCUUCCCUAAAGUUCCACCAGCAGUACACAUUCGACGUGUCUGGUCUCUCACGACUAGAUGAACUGAUGGAGGUGGAGCUGCGGGUACCGAGGAGGCCAUCGCCUGAUGUUUUCAGUUUACUCUCCAGCGGUGGAAACCUGUACCGAAUACUCCUUCACACCUGCUCCCUCCCGGGAUCCUCUAACCAACCUCUGCUCCUCACCUCCAGGACCAUUGAUCUUCUAGAUACCGCUUCGGCCACUUGGGAUGUGUUUGAUGUUGGUGCAAGUGUGAAGACCCACCUCAAGUUGUUCAGGACCGUGGAAGGCAGCAGGCCAUUGUGCUUCAGUAUAUCAGCCAUUUCUGAUUCAAAUAAUGAGGUUGUGCAUCCCGGCAUGCUGGGUCUGAGCCACGAGGAUCAGCAGACCCAUGAAAGGGCUUUACUGGUGACCUUUACUCGAGCUCGGAAGAAGGAGAACCUCUUUAGGGAGAUCCGUGAGAAGAUAAAAGCCAUUAAAAGUGAUACAUUUCCUAAUCCUGCUCCGGAGCAUGGUAUUAAAGGUCACCCAAGACAUCGGCGGAGGAGGCGGACUGCACUAGCAGGUCGUUCUGGUUUAGGACCCGUUACAGGGAGUGCCGGUGGAGGAAAGGGUGGCGGCAGGCGGAGAACACGUUGCAGCCGGAAGCCGCUUCAUGUGAACUUUAAAGAAUUGGGUUGGGACGACUGGAUUAUUGCACCACUAGAUUACGAAGCUUAUCACUGUGAGGGUUUGUGUGACUUCCCUUUACGGUCACACCUGGAACCGACCAACCAUGCCAUCAUCCAGACUCUCAUGAACUCCAUGGACCCAGAGUCCACCCCUCCCAGUUGUUGCGUUCCUACUAAGCUCAGUCCCAUCAGCAUCCUGUACAUUGACUCUGGGAAUAACGUAGUUUAUAAACAGUACGAGGACAUGGUGGUGGAGAGUUGUGGGUGCAGGUAGCAAUGUGAGUGAGGGGUGACCUACCCCUGGACAUUAUCCGAAAGCUGCUGCUGCUGCCUCACACGCAGAGGCCAAGUGCAGCAUUGUGGGCAAGCUGAAGUAGUCAGAGCUGGUGAGAUGGACAGUGUGUAAGUGUGUGACAGUGAACAUGUGUGUAUGUUCAAACGGAGAUAAGACAUUGAGUUGUGUUUUAGAAGUGAGCGGAGGACAUGUGUGCCGAACAGCUCCAAAUUCCCUUACAAAACCAAAUAAACAACUCCUCAACAGAAAAAGAGUGAAAACGUAGGCUUUCCAGAAAUUAUUUUACAUCCUCAUAUAAUAUAAACUUAAUGAUAGAGUGUUGAAGUAUCCUUGCAGCAGUGGUAGAAAUGUUGGCUCCGUUAAGACUCUGUCAGAGUCUGAGAAUCUGUCAGCGGUAGCACGCAACUAUAACGUGUAUAACAGCUAAAGGUGCUUUGCAUGACAGUCAGCUUAUAUUCAAGAUGAAAUAGCUCUGAAGAAUUUGAUAGUGCCUCUGAAAAUGUUUCUCUGUGGAGUCAGGUGGCCUUAAUUAAAUAUGGCAUUGACUGAGUGAAAGUUAACAUUUACUGAGUGAAAGUUUGACUCCUUUUUAAAUCGAAGGGGUCAAAGUUCAGCUGGUUAGCAUGGCCUCAUUAGCUCAUUAGAUGUUUUAACUACACCGUGUGGUUGCAAAAACAUCUUUAUUAACUGACAUCCAUUCAAGAUAGCUGUAUUAUAUUUAAACCACAUCUUUAGGUGUUUUUCCAGUACACAAAGCUUUCUUAAACGUAUCAAAAUUGACAUUUUCACCCUAUCUUUUGUCAGGAUACUCAGGGAACUCAGGAUAUUCACAUUCAAAGGGUUGGGGGCUGUGCAUGUGCGGUGUCAUCAGCCAAUCAGCAUUGUCAUGACAUAAUUUUCCUUCAGAUUUAGAGUAAUUAGUCAUAUGCCAUUUAUGGCUCAAGUAAUUGGCUUGAAAAAAGAAGCUGCAUGAGUUCUCAUGACCAAAAAUGAAUUGCAUACUUCCGAGAGUGCUGUGUCAUACUGAUAGCUUAAUAUAGGAGCCUGAUGAUUUUUUUUUUUAAACCAGGCUUCUUUUUUUCUCAGCACUAGCUUGCAUAAAAAAAGAAUAAACCAUAAAAUGGUUUAUUUAUAUCAUUUCAUAGUCUUAAAAUAACACACUCAAUGCUAAACCUAAAAUUAAGCCGUUUAAUGAGCUGGAUUUGGCUUUGGUCGGACGAUAGAGCUGCAGUAUAGUACAUGAUGUGUGCAAUAUGUGCAAGAUAAAUGACUUCAUUGCAUUGAGCGACCUCAGACCUUACUUUGUGAAAGGAGUUGUGGAGCCAAAUUUAAAAAUGAUUGUUUUGUUUUAUUCUGACACCAGAUUUGGCUGUUUGAAGUCUUAAGUGUUCACCCACAUUUACUGAAAGAGAUUGUUUACUUGAGCUGAUAAUUAGAUUAGAUUACAUUCAUUUUAUGCUUUAAUGCCAUGCCUUAUUAUGGAUUUUUCAUACAAAUCAACAGUGUUUAUUUCUAGUUUAUUUCUGAAUGACAGCCACAAGUUAAAAAAGUGCCUUACAAAAACAAAAAGGGACUUAAUUUAUGCCCAGUUUUUAGGCUUUAAAAGGUUAGUUCACCCAAAAUUUUAAAUUCAUGUCAUUCCAGAACUGUAGUUUUUUUACUGUGGAGCAUAAAAUAUGUUUUGAGGAAUGUUGCAUGGACAAAAAAACACAGUUUUUGAAAGUUUGGUGAAUUAUCUCCUUAAAUUCGUGUUAGUUUGUGUGAAAGUUUUACACAGAACUUCUUCUGAAUGACAUCAAGCCAUAAGAACAAAAUGAAAAUAAGCUUCUAGCGUUCAUUAAUCUCAGUGUCAGGGCAGAAAUAUUUGCCUGCUUACUGUUUAUAUAACAUCAACUGUUUCCACUAUGAAGAAAUACAAAGCAGAUUUUUCAAUUCAUAACAGCAAUUGUUUUUCAUUUUUUGCGACAUUUCUCCAUGGUAAUUCCCCUUAAUUAAUGUUGGUGUCAUUGUAUGGGAAUGAUAAUCAGUCACAUGGUCCACGGUGGCAGUAUGAAAGUUACAUUCCUAAAUCAACAGACCACAGAAAAAUUAGUGAGAGCAUCUGUGCAGUUCAGAAUAAUAUAAUGGCACGAA